GUCUUUUCCCACGAGGACUCGGGAUCCGUCGAAUUGUGAUCCCGUUAAAUAUUAACAAACACUGACCAAUUAGCAACGUCUGCACUCCGCACGCUUACACGUCAGAAAGUAUUUUGGAUUGGUCUUUGGAAGACCGUCAAUAUAUUGUGCCUUAUUUUGUUAUGAUAAGUUGACAGGAGUGUAUAGUACAAAAUGAGUUUGGCCGACUACAAAGAAACUGUAGCAAUAACAGCUACAGUUUUGACAAUUAUCCAGUUUCUCAGUGGCAUCGAUAUAUGUUUUAAGAUAGCGAAGCAGGGCUCUACAGGAGAUUUAUCUGGAUUUCCUUUUGUGGGCGGAGUAUUUUCAACAUGCAUGUGGUUAUCAUAUGGAUGGGUUUUACAUGAUUUAUCCAUGUCUGUAACCAAUGGCGUUGGAUUGUUUCUUCAAGCAACAUAUUUGCUAAUAUACAUUAGAUACUGCAUUGCUUUGGGACCUUGGUAUGCUCUGAGACGUCAGAUGAUGGUCUUAUUCACUGUUGGUCUCACAAUGCUGUAUUUGACCUUCUUCACAGAAUCUGCCUCAGAAGUAAGAGAGUCACGGCUGGGUUUGGUGUGCUGCGCUGCCAGUGUUCUCUUCUGUGCUUCACCUCUCAUAUCCCUAAAAGAAGUCUUCAGAACUCAGUCUACAGAAUGUUUGCCAUUGCCACUAAUUCUAGCAACGUGCGUAGUCACUGGAUUGUGGUGGCUGUAUGGUAUCAUAAUUGAAAACAGUUUUGUGCAAUACCCGAACUUGAUUGGAUGCGGAAUAUCAGGUCUGCAACUCCUGCUCUUCGUUAUUUAUCCAAGAAAAAGGAAAGGAGAACGCAUAGCUGAUUCAAGACCGGUCUAGUCUCCUGUUGAAAAGAAGUGUGUGACCUUCGACAAAACCCACAAGUUUUAUAGGAAUACUUUUCCAGUUGAUAUGCAAUUUGCACAGGAAAAGUAUAAAUGUCAGAGUGAUGUAACAAGCAGACAUUGCAAUCAACUAUUAAAGCAAAAGAAUAAACAAAAGUACGUAAUGCCAUAUUAAAGAGAGAAAGAAACUUAAUCUUCCAGCAGGUAAAUUUACAUAAAGGUACUUAAUUUUCAACAAAAUAUUUUUCAUGUUAAAAGAAGACAUAUAUUUUUUAUAAUGGCUUCCAGUGAAACCCUUCUUAGAAAUGCAAGCUCUCUGGGGUUGCAGUUAUGAUUUUUCAUAGGUUUUAGUGUGUUUGAAAAGGGUCUGUGAACCUUUCUGUGAUCUACUAGUGCUAAUAAUACAGCUUUUCCAAACUGAUGUUUUCCCUUGAGUGCUGUGUAAAAUGAGGUACUAUUUGUGUUGUAAACAUCUCAAAUGCAGAGAAAGUAGUUGCCAUUGCAUUUGCCAUGAUGAAUUAAGAGAAGGUCAGAAGAAUUAAGUGAAUGAGAACUAAUAUUUAACUGUAUUAUACAUUUUCAAAGCUGAUAAAGUACAACCUAUUUUUUUAACUAUGCAGAUGUGAAUAUUGGAAUUAAAAUUGCAUGCGCUGAAUUGAAUCAGCAUCACCUUUAUUAAAAUGCCAUAUUUAUUCAUAUUUCUCCAAGAUCAUUUUGUAAGAUUAUUUAAUAGGUUCUUAUAUUUUAUUACUGUUCAUAUAUUCAGAGGUCAUAGAAGGCUGUCAGCUCUGUUAAUGUUAACUGUUGUUUUGGUUAGCACUUCCUGUGCUGGGGAUUUGCAGUGUGCUUUUUUAUACAAUUUUAUUUCUGGUUUUUUAUCACUGUUUUCAAGAUGUUUUCAGGUAACGGUAUGGCGUUGAGUUGUAAUUACUGAUGUUUGUUACCAGGUUUGGUGCUGUUGUCAUAUUUGGAAUAUUUUAGUAUUAGUUAUAAUGGACUGCGAGAUUUAAGCAGUAACAUGUUAUCCAUAAGUGUCAUGCAUUUUGACUCUGGGUGUCUGUUCAACUACUUAAUAAUAAUUUACAUGAUAAUUUACAUGGAAAGAGUGAUGUAAAUGGCUGAGUCCAUUUUGGUAAACAGUAUAAAGUAAUUCAUGAUACAGUACUGCAGAUGUUUGUGAGAUUGUUGAGUUAUACAUUGUUUAUGUACACUUGAUUUAUACCCAGUGUGAUUGACUGUACUGUGGUGGAAUUUUAAAUGUCUGUUGAAUGCAGUGAUUAUUUGGUCAGCUUCUUAAAGUAAGCAAAUAGAUCCCAAUGAAAGUGUAAUGAAUAAUUUCAGACUGUUCAUAGAUCAAAAAUUAAAUUAUCUCUCGGUCAGGAUCAUAGAGCGUCUGUCACUGGAAUGGUGGUCUGCCUGUCUAAUGUGUGACCUCGAGCAGCCGUAUUGAAAGGUCUCAGUCCAGCUCAUGGUACUAUACUUUUUUACUUUUAUUAUUUUUAAUAUUUUUAUCUGUUUAUUAUUAUUAUUAUUAUUAUUAUUAUUAUUAUUAUUAUUAUUAUUAUUAUUAUUAUUAUUAUUAUUAUUAUUACUAUUAAUAUUUUUAUUAUCAUUAUUUUAUUGUUAUUAUUAUUAGUGGACAUAAUUUCACAGACAAAAAUUAUCUUACAAAAACAGGUUUCUAAGCACUUCAACCAUUAUGGUCAAGGCCUAAACAACUGCUCUUGAAUCUAAGCAGUGUCAAGCAUAAAUGGUUCAUGUAAAUUAAAAGGAUUUCCUUAACAUACAGUCACCAAGCACUAACUAAACAGUAAUGUCCAAUCACUAUACACUAACAUUCACAAUACUCCUUCACUUACUAAACACUUACUGAAUAGUCAACACUCUAGGCACUCACUAUACACUAAACGCUCACUAAACACUCAAAACACUAAACACUCAUAAAUACUCACUAUAUCACAAACACUGUAAAUAUUCACUAAACAUUCCUUUAAUCCUAAACAUUCAUUAAACACUAAUAAUCACUAAGCACUCACUAUACACUAAACAUUCACCAGGUACUCACUCUACACUAAACACUCAUUAAAUGUUCACUAAGCAUUUGUGAUACACUUAACACUCGCUAAACUCUAAACAUUCAUUAACAUUAAAUACUCACUAAACCCUAAAUACUCAUUAAACCCCUAAACACUAAAGUGAAUGAGCACCCACGCAUCACUCAUUAAACACCAAAUAAACACUUACACACUAAAUAUUCACUAAACACUAACAGUCAUAAGACAUUUACUAAACACUCACUAAACAUUCACUGCAUACUUACUAAGCAUUCACCAAACAAACAUUCACUAAAUCCUAAACACUCUUUAAACAUUCACUGAGUACUUACACACUAAAUCCUAAAGUUUACUCACUGAAUGGUUAUGCACUAAACAUUUGUUAAACUAACAUCCACAGAACAUUUUCACUAAACUCUUAACACUUGCUAAACAUUCACUGAACACUUACACACUAAACACUAACAUGCACAAAACCUUCACUAAACACUAAUCACAAUAAACAUUCACUAAACCCUAAACACUCACUAAACAUUCACUGAAUUAUGCUUAUGCACCAAACAUUCAUUAAACUCUAACAUUCACAAAACAUCUUCACUAAACUCUUAAACACUUGCUAAACAUUCACCAAACACUUAACAUUCACAAAACAUUCACUAAACACUCACUAAACAUUCAUUGAUUACUUACACACUAAACAUUUAUAAAAACAUUCAUUAAAACCCUACUAUGAGAUUCAGGGUCUCUGUAACACGGUUUUUUGGACUUUGCUCCUUGUCAAAGCAUCGGAUGUAGCUGAAAGUUGACAUAUGUAUAUUUUACAACCACACACAAAUUUUGUCAGCAUUAUCGAUAACCUUAACCCGAUGGUUUUGAUUUUUAUAGAGUAAAAAUGAACUAGCCGACGCCACGGCCAAUGAUUACGAGCCAAGAGUCGAAAAACAUUCAUUACGUAAGCAAGGUAAACAAACACCUCUUGACUAAAUGUUGCCCCGCCCAUCUACCAGACAGAAAUGCCAUCGGCUCUGAAACCCAAAGACUUUAUGAAUGGCGGAACGAUACAUAGAUGUGGAUGGGGUAUCA
Molecule: messenger RNA, 4012 nt
Organism: Macrobrachium nipponense
Lineage: Eukaryota; Metazoa; Arthropoda; Malacostraca; Decapoda; Palaemonidae
Product: sugar transporter SWEET1-like
Exons: 6
Coding region: 193-870 (225 amino acids)
Biological process (GO): carbohydrate transport
Cellular component (GO): membrane
Molecular function (GO): sugar transmembrane transporter activity
Source: RefSeq, a predicted model, not a curated record